CUUCGGACCGGGGAGAUGACCGUGACGCUGCAGGAUAUUGCUAUGAUCACCGGUCUUCCUAUCGAUGGCAAUCCUUUAUGUAUGAACACCGAUUCUGAUGGGUGGCGCGCGCAGAUGCAUGCCCUUAUCGGUAUGGUUCCUCCGGAGCCUCGGGAACCAGAAGCAGAAGAUAAGAAGAAGGAAAGAGUCGCAGCGGGCGCUACUUUCACGUGGAUAUCAUCGAACUUCAGUCAUUGCCCUGAGGAUGCUAAUGAGGACAUGGUGAAGACAUAUGCUCGUGUCUACAUGUGGUACGUGAUAUCCAGGACAAUGUUUGCUGAUGGCACAGGCAAGAAUGCUCCAUGGAUGUGGCUGAAGGCGUUGACCGUCUUUGAUAGCAAAUGGAGUUGGGGUUCGGCGACACUGGCUUACUUGUAUCGACAGUUGGACGAAGCCUGUUGUAGGCACACUGGAGGUAUUGGUGGUUGUCUGCUCGCACUUUCCAUAUGGAGCUGGGAGCGUUUGCCGGUUGGACGACCGAAGACCGUGAAGUACGAGGAUUGGGACGAUAAAGACGACCCACUACGGCUCCCCACCUGGGCUUACAAGUAGGAUGUGUUAAAUGAGACGACGGAUGAUCCCUCGGUAAUGUACAAGUUGUACAAGAGCG
Molecule: messenger RNA, 649 nt
Organism: Aegilops tauschii subsp. strangulata
Lineage: Eukaryota; Viridiplantae; Streptophyta; Magnoliopsida; Poales; Poaceae
Product: protein MAIN-LIKE 1
Biological process (GO): meristem development; meristem maintenance
Source: RefSeq, a predicted model, not a curated record